Gossypium raimondii (Peruvian cotton) is the source of this 1833-nucleotide messenger RNA. RefSeq lists its product as uncharacterized. The transcript is spliced from 5 exons. The record is from RefSeq and is a predicted model, not a curated record. Bases 274 to 1554 code for a protein of 426 amino acids. NCBI's taxonomy places the organism in Eukaryota, Viridiplantae, Streptophyta, Magnoliopsida, Malvales, Malvaceae.
GCGACCCUCUUUGUUUUUUUUCCCCGGGUUUCAGAUCUUUGAUUCUCUAAGCAGGGUUGCCACAAAUACCCAACCCACUCAAAUUUCUCAAAUCCUAUCAAUUGGUUCACAUAAUUCUACAUUUCCCCAUCUUCCCUCUUAUAACCACUAAUACCAAUGAUAAUUGCGAGGAAAUCCAGGAUUUUUCAGCUUCCGUGGCUAAAAGGGUCACGUAAACAGGGAGGUCUGAAUUUCUGAGAAUUUUUAGAACCGGGUUUCUCUCCGUAAAUCAAUAUGUUGAAGCUUUGCUUAAUGGUUUCUCAUGGCUACCCUCGUGGUCUGGGGCCUGUUUUACACCAAGAGCCAGGCUUUAGCAGGAUGGUCAAGGAGUUUGGUUCCGUCUUCCCAGGUCAGCUAGUGAAACAAGACAUGGUACAGAUUGGCUCCUUUGAUCUGAGGUGCAACCAAUUCCAUUUCCAGGAGCAGCCAAAGCCAGUUACUGCACUAUGUGAGACCAAACUGAUUAUCGAUGCUGAUCCAACGGCACAAAACCCCGUGGUUAUAGAUAAACCAGAUGCUUAUCUAGACACAGCACGGUUUAGCUUCAGGAUAGCUGAAAAGUGCACUAGACAUGAAAAAAUCUUGAAGUUUCUUAUGUCUGGAUCGAAUGAAUUAGAGAAUGGGGAACUUGAUUUGUCUUUGCUAUCUGAUUUGAUGGGACUUCAACCACUGAUGUUUGGUGUGCAUCAACAGCCUUAUGCGUCUUCUCUAAUAUAUCCAAGUAGCAAAAUCGAUUACCAGGUGCCUCUCCCAGACUUUUUAGGAGAGAUGAUCCACUAUUCGAAAAUUACAGUUAACCCAGAUGGUCAAGUUGUACUUACAGCUACCGGGACUGAGAUGAAAGACAUCCUUUCGAUCGUAGCUGAGUUUUACUUAUCAAGCAACUCAACUAAGUCUAGAAAUCAGUUUUCACUGGUCCCAUACUUUGAUAGGAAGCGGAUUACCAAAGCACGUACCGGUACUAACCUAUCUUCUCCACAGUCUGAAGUUGCGAGUAUUGCACCUAUGAAAAGUCCCGAGAAAAUCAAGCAGAAGCCAUCUCCAAAGAAGAAUGCAUCUAGGAAGUUAGCCAGUGAGAGAGAUCUCUACAAAAAGAAUUAUUUCCAUGCAUGUGAGUGUCUUCUUUCCUUGAUCGUUGAUAAGAGACGGCAUGGCAGAACAGCAAUUCUUUCCCUUAAGAAAUCCGGCCCUGAACUUUCUCAGCUCUUGUCCCAAUUCUCCGCUGGCAUUGCUGGGACCGGUCUUGCUGUUCUUUUAUCUGUUAUUUGGAAGGUAGCUUGUUGGAGAGUUCCAUUUUGUACACCUAAACUCUUUAGCGCCAGCAUCGGUUUUGGGCUAGUUUGGAUCUCAUGGGCAGUUAACCAAUUGAGAGACACGGUUGUACAAAUCAGCAAAAAUACUAGCAAGUCUGGUCUGAAGGAAGAGGAGAUGGUUGAGAGAGUGGAGAAAAGUGUUAAUCAGAUCUAUUUCAGAGCCGCGACAUUGAUGGCUAUAGCAGUGCUGAGAUUUGCAUGAACUCUGAAGAUCUAGACAGUCGAAAGUUAGACUCAAUUAUAUUGAUCUGGGAUGUCAAUAUCUGAAGAACAGAGAGGGGUUCUGAGGGCAACAAUGGAACUCUGACUUACUAUGCUAUAUCCAUGGGGGGUCCUAUGAUGGGCUUGAGAGCACAUACUCUGGUGCUUCUGUAUGUACAACAAUCGUAAACAUGUAAAUGGAGAGGGUCAGAGUACUACUGCCUUAGGGCCAAAAGGAACAAACCUUUCAUUUAUAUAUAACUACAAUUUUGGCAUUGCA